AAAGUUUUUGGAUUCCUAUUAACCUGUAAAGAAAGAUCAUAAAAGAAGGUCAUAAUUAUUUAUUGGUAUUAUUUAACAAGCAUUUCUAAGAAAUGUGUGUGUAACGAACAACGUGGGUUACUUGUAGAUAUUUGUUACGCGACGCGACGACUGAACGUUUAACAAUUCGGUUUUUUUUGUGUGUUGACGUAAUAGAUAACAUGUUUUGGACAUCACUUGCCAAUUAUGUGUAAAUUAUAAAGUAAUUAUAUUUCCCACUCUUCCCCAGCAAUUACGAAACAAUCGAUAAUAUAACCUUACUUAUACAAGAUCAAAUUAGAUUUGCUUGAUACAACCAGUAUUUAAGUUUAAACAUUGACGAAACUAUCAAGAAUUUGCAUGAACAAAAAUUCUACACAACAAACACGUGGUGCGAAUGUGAUAAGCGUUGCAGUGGCACAAUACAAAAAUGGCAAGUAAACUUCUGAUAAUUGGAAUUAGUGGCGUGACAUGUGGCGGUAAAACCACACUGUCAUCUCGCCUCAAGGAAUGCUUACCAAAAACUAGAUUAAUUUCGCAAGAUGAUUAUUUUCUCGACGUCGAUGACCCGCGACACACUUGGAUAUCAGAAUUAAAUCAUAUAAAUUUUGACAUAUUAUCCAGCUUAGAUAUGGAAAAAAUGAACAGGGAUAUACAGAACAUCGUCAGAAAUACACAUUUAUUUAAAAUUUCUAACAUUAAUAAAGGAAAUAAAAACAUACAAUCCAUAGAAACGUUUCAAAAUUUAGAGGUUGCAGUUUACGAAAAGGUGAAAAAAUCUAACGUUUAUAUACUUAUUGUAGAAGGAUUUUCAAUAUUUAAUUAUAAGCCUUUACAAAAUGCAUUCCAUUUAAAGUAUUAUUUCACAUUAUCAAAAGAAGAGUGUUGGCAACGUCGCGAGCAGCGAGUGUAUGAACCUCCAGAUUGUCCUGGUUAUUUUGAAAAGUGCGUGUGGCCCGAACAUGAGGAGCAACUGAGAGAAGUACGUGAAGAAGUAACAGAUGUAAAAUAUUUCGAUGGGACAUCCAAUAAUGCAUUUGAAUCAGUUCUUCUAGACAUUGACAGCAUUUUAGAUUAAUGAAUGUUGUAUAAGCUUCUACAAUAAAUAAAAUUUUCUUGUAGCAAGUA
This is a messenger RNA of Zophobas morio, 1146 nucleotides long. Its product is annotated as nicotinamide riboside kinase 1. NCBI's taxonomy places the organism in Eukaryota, Metazoa, Arthropoda, Insecta, Coleoptera, Tenebrionidae. The coding region runs from base 449 to 1096 and encodes 215 amino acids. The transcript is spliced from 2 exons. Gene Ontology annotation, molecular function: ribosylnicotinamide kinase activity. The record is from RefSeq and is a predicted model, not a curated record. Gene Ontology annotation, cellular component: cytoplasm.